AUGGUAUAUGGAGAACCACUCAAAAUACCAGGAGAGUUUUUAACCCCAGCCACUUCCAUAAGCAAUCCCGAAACCUAUGUGCAAGCCUUACGCCAACACAUACAGCGUUUGCGUCCCGUCGAAGGAUCCAACCAUGGAACAAAAGCGACCUUCGUGUUCAAAAGUUUGGCUACCGCAGAAAGUGUCUUUCUCCGCCGCGGUGGACCGAAGGCGUUACUCCAGCAGCCUUACGAAGGACCCUUCAAGGUAGUUGAGAGGCGCACCAAAACGUUCACGAUCGAUGUUCGUGGACGUCACGUUGUCGUUUCGGUGGAUAGGCUAAAACCCGCUUACAUUAUGACAGAUUAUGGUGACAGGAAGACGCCGGGACGUGUUUCGCAAAUAAAACGCCAUAGGUGGAUGCAAGCAGACAUACCUUUAUCUUUGCCAUCAACCAUGCCGUCUAGCAAAAUUCAACCAAAUGAACAAAUACUUCGGCUAAUGCAAAGUCUUGGAAUUGAUAGCAUAAAAACUCGAGAUUCCGUAAGAUGUGGAAGUUAUGACCAUCACGCUGCAAUAUACUAUCUCCUAUUAGAAAAAUUACGAAACCAAUUGAUAGGGAACGAAACUCAGCAACAAAACACGGCUGUCCGCGAAGUCCAAAGACGAAGACCUUCGAAUAUUGCCGAACAAGCUAUGCGAAAGAUAGGACGAGCCAGUACGUCUGAAGAUUGUCGAAGACUUCUUCAACAUUCUGUUACAGCCCCGUCUUCUAGCAAUAGUAGGCUGAGUAGCCCUAGGACAUGUAAUUCUCCGAGGAAUUGUGAUUCUCCCCCUCACGGAAUUGACGCAGCCAGACUACUUGCAGCAACUAAUAGUGACGAAGCUUUAAAAAUUUUACAACAGUCAACCACUAUGUCUUUUGUAAUGUCAAGCGAAGCAUCUAAACUGAUGGCAACUCUUCAGUCGUCCCCAGUUCCUCCUCAAACAGACUUAUCUUCAGCCAGAGAAUAUUUGAGCCACAUUAAUUCCUACUUACAUUCUCAAAACACUCAAUCAUCUAUAGAAUCUGACAAUAAUAAAGGAUCUUUACCUAAAUUUAGCACCAGUGGUUAUCGAAGCAGUGAAAUGCACAUUCAGUAUUCGAGUUCAACAGACGAGGGCGUGGAAACGGACUUGGAAGAUCAAAGUCAUCAUCGACUCAGUUAUGCCUCAUCGAGCUCCUCUAGUGGUGUAGUAGGGAACUUUAACACGUCCAAAAGCCUUAGUCAAAACUUAAGUUGUGAUAGUAAUUUUGAAAGCCUGGAUUACCAGCUCUCAGAUUCCAAUGAACUUACAAAUAGUUUGCCCAGUUGUACAUCAUCGGCGGACAGGACCGUUCCUGGUCCCUCUUUGACCAGUUUUAGUGGUCUCUCGUCACCAACACCCAGUUAUUUAAUAAAUUCCCGUUCUCUUCUCAGUAGGCAUAAUCCCUUAGUUCAUUUACCUAAUUUAAAAAGUUCCAGUAGAGGUCUUACUCGAUCUCCCGUAGAUUUUCGGGAAGGUCGACGAGCUAGUGACGGGCUUGUUGCCCAACAGGCUGCAGACACUCCUCAUAAAAAAGUUGUAGCCUUUAACUCACAAAAACUAAGUAAAAACCCAAAAGCCAAAGGUAUUCUUGAGCUUCACAUGGUAAAGAAGGAAGCCCAACGUCUUCGAAGUCAGUAUCAAGCGAGAGAAGCACCAGAAGAAGCGUCUCAUCGACAGAAGCAACACAACCAGUACUUGCAGCCUCGAUCAAGUAAGAGAAUUAGCUUGCCAGAUAGUUUUAGUUACGCGAGUUCGUCCCCAGAGCCUUUGCAGACGGCCAUGCAACAUAGGCUACUGCAGCAGAAACGCCAAAUUUUGCAGAAACAGAGCGGAAUCUCAUCCCAUCAACCCUCUAGUGCUAUUAGCUUGGAAAGUGGCCCAUUGUCGCGAAGGCAUAUGCUCAGACAAGCUAGUUACAAAAUCGCUCAGCAACAACCUGUACUUCCUCCGUUGCCUCACAACACCGAAGUCGAGAAUAAGGACCUGGUUGCUUUCCAGGCCAUUGUUGAAGGUACCGGUGAAGCGUGGAGCACACUUCCCGGAAGCCUCCAGGCUUCUUGCCAAAUUUCUGACGCCGCCUCAGCUCAUCCCUGGCAAAAUAUAGCACCCGCUUGGAACCAGGGGCCACAAUUUCCAAGUAACGUUUGGCCUCCGUUAUUACCCCUCAGCGAGAGCCCCAUCUUAGAACUUACUGAGCAAACGGAAACCAUGUGAAAGCAAUCCUGUGAAUAAUCAUCGUCGGCUUAGUUUAAUGACUUUUGAAGUUGUUGCAAUUCAAUCCUCGUCGCAGAAAAAAAAAUAUGAUAAUAUGCAUAAUUUAAUAUAAUAAUAACGCUACUACGGCUGUCAAUUUCAUUAAGUAACAUCGACAAUAUCUAUUUCAUACAAUAACAAUUAAAAAUCGUGUAAGUCCUGAGGGUAUUUUUUUUAUCAUUAUUUAUAAUCGCUCGCUAAAAAUUAACUGUUUCAAUUUGUGAUGAAAUCUGUCUUCAUCCUAUAUUAUCUAUUUUUAUACUUCAGUUUUCAUACCUUCAUUGUUAUUACCCAACGAAAAACGAACUCUGAUAUUGUUUAUGCUUUUAAAUAAACAACAACAACGGUAGAAUAGAAUUGCAUAAGUAUUGCUUAGCUAUUAGUCAGUUACUUGCAAUUGAUUUAUUGAUAAAUUAAUUGAACCCCAGAUGCCUCACUAAUAUAAGAAGACACUCGAUAAUGUGAAACGAAAAAAGAAAAAGGUUGUUCAUAUUUAUAACAGGGGACAUUUGAUGUCCAUAAAAAAACCCAUAUAUGAAGAAUGCAGAUAACAAAACCACUAAGAACGAAUCAUGCAGGUAAAAGUUAAUACACGAAUAAUAAUAAAUAAAUCUACAAAAUAUCCACUUUUAAAGCCAAUAGGCAUUCGUUUCUAUAAUUGCGCAUAGGUCUAGCACAAUUAAUCUACUGUUCACAUUAUGCGAAGUUUCCAUUAUGUGCUGUUCGCACUGUUGAGUGUCUUCUGUAUCGAUUCAAUGGGCAAUUAAUCGAUUACAUAUUAAAUAUUAAUAUUGAUGAAUUACCAGAUUUCAUCACAGAAAUAUCUCUUAUUUACUCACCAAGUUAACAACGUAGAAAUAUAGGAUUUAAAAAUAGAUAACUGAUGUAGGAAAAUUUAUUGAUGUCUAUAUAGGUACAUAAAUCAAAAAGGAAAAGUAACUGUUGUUUUCUAAAAAGUUAUUAAACUAUACCUAUAUUGCAGAAGUAAUUUAUGUAAUCGUGUUUCUGUGGUAAUUAGAUUACCUAUCUUUUUUUUUAACUUGCACAGUCAUAAAUUUUUAAAAUAAUUUAAAUUUGUAUUUUAUUAUGGGCAUUUUCUUUAAGAAAAUACAUGCAACAGAUAUGCUAUGUAGUCGGAUAUCAAGGUGAUUUAAGCAGCCAUUAAUUUUGUUAAUUUUAGUAAUUCUGUGGUUGUUAUACAUACCAUAUGCGAAAAUGCGUAUGCUCGCAUUGAAUUAUAACAUGCCGCUCUUUUCAAUAGCUGUAAAGACUACGCGCGCACCUUGCAUACUACCUGUUAGGAGUUGUGCGAAGCCACACUUACACAUGCGAAUACGUAUAUCCAAGAAGCGCUGUAUAAUUUAAAAUUCCGUAGUCUAUAUUAUAAGAAAGUGCACUCUUUUACAACCGGUAUAACGGCACAAAUAUUUUUAACGUUUUGUUUUUGUGUUUCUCUGCAAUUUAAGAGCAUUACAAUUUUUCUACAACAUCGGUAGGUAUGAUAUACUAUAAGAACAAAAGUAUCAAACUUCUUUGCACUUCCUGUUGUUGUUUACGAUGAGCUCAAAACGUCUCAAAUAAAGUAAUAAAAGAUGCAACAUUAACCGGAAAAGUAUAAACAGAAAAAUGACAUCUACUUUCUUAUUUUUUAGAAAUCCUUGAAAAUCCUUUUGUAUUUUUAUUUUUGCUAAAUAUGGAGCUAUUUUAACCGUUAUUAUUUUUCUUUUAAUUUUAAUUACCGUGCGAGUCUC
Molecule: messenger RNA, 4052 nt
Organism: Agrilus planipennis (emerald ash borer)
Lineage: Eukaryota; Metazoa; Arthropoda; Insecta; Coleoptera; Buprestidae
Product: serine/threonine-protein kinase SIK2-like
Exons: 5
Coding region: 1-2262 (753 amino acids)
Source: RefSeq, a predicted model, not a curated record